Lactuca saligna is the source of this 609-nucleotide messenger RNA. Lineage: Eukaryota; Viridiplantae; Streptophyta; Magnoliopsida; Asterales; Asteraceae. The record is from the annotation of a GenBank genome assembly.
AUGGCUGGAUCACCUGAAACCACUUCAUUCGCCGAUCAAUCCAUAUCUUUCAUCAUGUUGAACGUCAAGCCUAGUCAGAAUCUCAUUCUCGAUCUUGAAUUAUCUCACUACAAUGAAACCUUAAGACCCGUGAUUGAGUGCCUAAGGUUCUCGCCACUGGCUCAAGCCUUAACCAUGGCGGACAAUGUUCCUUUGGUUCAUCUUUCUAAGGCAUAUUUGUCUGCUACCAACAAUCAACAGGAUCAGGUUACAAUGGGUUACAAUGGGCAUUUGUCCUUAUUGUCAAAGUUCAGGAAGACUUUUCUACCUCACAUGUGGAAUCAUUUGUUUACUCUUCUGUUUAAGGGUUUCUCUGAAAGAGAUGUAGAAGAAGAAGAAGAAGAAGAAGAAGAAGAAGAAGAAGAAGAAGAAGAAGAAGAAGAAGAAGGUGAAAAGCUUGUGAGAAAGAAACUCGAUAAAGAACUUGAUAAUCUUUUGAAUCUUCGACAAGACUUAGAAGCUAAGGAGGCUGAAGCUGAGAUUGAAAAAGCUACUCUUGCAAAUCAGAACUCAGAAGUCCCUCUUUCCUUCGUGGACAUUGAAAAGAAUUCAGAAGGAGGCAGUCAAUGA